AUGUCAGCAAUUCUGUUCAACCUGGCUAUUGACUGGGUCAUGAGGAAAACAACAGAGGAUACACCAAGAGGCAUAAAGUGGACCCUCUUCUCCACCCUGGAGGAUCUUGAAUUUGCCGACGACCUUAACUUCGAGAGCGGCACAGUGAGUAACUUCGUGCUACAUUCUCCUGUCUGGCUGGGUCAGCUGGUGUCUUUGAGGGUGUGGACAGACGCUGGGGGUGAGAGUCCAGACUGGAUGCUGCAUCACGUGGUCGUUCAAGAUCUGGCGUUUGGAAGCAGCUACCUAUUCGUAUGCGAGGACUGGCUCUCCCUCACUCGUGCCGAUGGUCACAUCAGCCGCAACCUCCCUCUGCUUACCUCGUCUCACGUGACCAGCGCUUUAUCCAGGCAACGGCUGUACCAGGACCACCUGUGGCUCUCGUUGGCCCGUCGACCUACCUACAGCACGUUCACACGCGUACAACGCUACCUUACUGCCCUCGCCUUGCUGUACCUGAGUAUGCUGGUCAGUGCUAUGUUCUACGGCCCGGCUGGUGAAGACGAGCAAUCGGACACUGGCUCGGAGCUCACUCUCGGACCUUUAGCUUUGGGAUACAGACAGGUAUAUGUGGGUGUCGUCUCUGCAGUGGUCGUCCUCCUACCAGGCCUCCUCAUCACGGUGUUCUUCACUCGCCGCCGUCUCAAGAACCAAAAAGACAACACAACGAUGACUUCUAAAGUUCCCUCCGAGCAUAUUCAAUCUACGAGGAGGAUCUCGGGAGUUAGUAGCAUGCUUGGAAGUAUAACUGUACCCGAUGACCCCUGUUCUACAGCUCCCAAAUUACCUCAGUAUCGACCGAGCGGUUUUUCUGGAGACCAGUGCGAUUUGAUCAGAUGCUCGACCAGUCAUCUUCAAAGACAGCAGAUAGGAACCACAGCUACAAAUAAUAGCCCAAUACCUGAAAGCACAUCACCUUGUCAAGACGAAACCUUACGGGACAUUGUGGCUAACCUUCCUGAUACUCACAACCAGCACGCUAGUAUACUCAAAGGGAUCAUUCUCAGCUUGGUUCCGAUGGUCGACAACUGGCAGAAUAACCAGAAGACAGGCGAUAACGCAACUGCCCUUGGCGACCAAAGUGUACUCGGCUGUGCCGUUCAAAACCAGGACACCCAACUGUAUUAUGAUUCCGACAAUACAGAAUACCAGGACGAGUAUUUGGACGAAAAUGUCGUCAUUGAUGAGGCCAGUGGGAUUAAAUCAAAGACAUAUUAUUUUCUGCCUUGGUGGUUCAUAUUUAUCGCUUACUUGGUGCUGGUUGUUGCUAUUUUGGUCAGCGCGACUUUCACCUUUCUGUACAGCUUGCAGUGGGGAGGGCAGACAUCAUACGAGUGGAUUGUCUCCCUCGUUUUCUCCAGCUCCUUGGGAACUUUUGUACUGGAGCCCAUGAAGAUUUUCCUCCUGUAUGCCGUCAUGUCGUGCCUAUUUCGGAAGAUCGCAGUCGCAGAGUUGUCAGUCGUUGCGCCCUUUGACCCCCAGCAGCCUCUGCCAGAACCUGUCCCACCGUGUCCCACCCCGUGCCCAGAACCUCUAGAAGACGGCCGCGAGCUGCGCAGACGACGGAAGGAGCUCAAUCUACAAGAGCGCAUGCGCCAUGUCCUCAAAGGGUUUGGCUACCGGACCGCCAUGAUGAUUCUCGUGGGCGUGGUCGCUUUGCACUCUGAUGUGUGCACAUCUUUCUACCAAAACAAUGUCAUCAAAGAGCAAAUGCUCGCGAAUACUGUCAACGGGCGUCCCGUUCAGACCAUUGACGAUAUCUGGGACUGGCUACAUAACCAUUUCCUGCAGAAAGUCACGCCUACCUUGUGGCCAAACAACGUUCCAAUGAGCCCCUACCAACGAAGAUUCACUUCCGACCUGGAGCACUACCGACUGGGUCCAAUCCGGUUAAUGCAAUACCGAGUCCAAGGUUCCCGUCUCGUUCCCAGACCAAUCGCCAAGUUUUUCUCCAAUUCUAUUCGCUGCUGUCACGACUACAGCCAGGACUCGGAGGAGACAGGACAUUUUGCCCCUGGUUGGCUGACGUGUGGUCAAAGUUGUAACGAGUCAGCGUUCACAUACUCUGAAAACCACGAUGAUCUUGUCCAGUUUGGUCAGAGGUUCAGCUACGGCCCAGGAGGGUACAAGGCUUUGCUGAGAGGUUCAAGGAACGCUGUAGCAGGGACCUUAGCAGACUUAGUAUCCAGUGGCUGGUUAGAUCAAAAGAGUCGAGCGCUGUUGGUCCACUUGACUGUACUGAAUGCUAAUACGAGGCUCUUUACACAGUGCCGAGUGAUGUUUGAAAUGCCCAGCACGGGGGGUGUGACUGCCACCACUGACGUCACAUCUGCACGACUGUAUCCAUACACCUCUGUGUGGGACUUCCUUGUCCUUUUGUUUCAGAUCAUCUACUUGACAACAGUCGUGGUAAGAUGGAUACGUCUACUGAGAACAGUGUACACCUUCAAGGGGCGGAGCAAGAGCACCUUGACAACUGUCUUGGUCGAGGGGUUGGAGCUGUUGAUGGGCGUGGCUGCAAUAGUGACGUACGCCGUGCGUAUCCACUACACUUUGCCUUUGGUGGAGAGACUGCAUAACCAGCCAGGUAUUGAAAUAUAA
Messenger RNA from Aplysia californica (California sea hare), 2640 nucleotides. RefSeq names its product polycystic kidney disease protein 1-like 2. The record is from RefSeq and is a predicted model, not a curated record. Gene Ontology annotation, molecular function: protein binding; calcium channel activity. Gene Ontology annotation, biological process: detection of mechanical stimulus. Lineage: Eukaryota; Metazoa; Mollusca; Gastropoda; Aplysiida; Aplysiidae. Gene Ontology annotation, cellular component: membrane. The transcript is spliced from 12 exons. Bases 1 to 2640 code for a protein of 879 amino acids.